Messenger RNA from Geodia barretti, 522 nucleotides. Lineage: Eukaryota; Metazoa; Porifera; Demospongiae; Tetractinellida; Geodiidae. The record is from the annotation of a GenBank genome assembly.
AUGCCGAGAUUCGCUGUUGAUCUGAACACACCCGAUGGUCGCAACACCGUGGGUGGACGACCCUGGCGGGUGGCGCCUGGCCUGGUUCCCGGCGAACCCAACGAAGGGUUGUCCGCACGACUGCUGGCAGCGCCACCCCGUCUCGCCGACUUCGACGACUCCGCCUGGGACGAGUGCGAUAACGUGCGCCAGAGCCUGUCGGUAGGUUUCACUUUCGCCUGGUACCGCAUCGCGGUGACUUUGCCAGCCACCAUUGACGGGGCGGACGUGAGCGGUGCUCGCGUCUGGUUCGAAACCAACUUCGACAAUUACGGCGAAGUGUGGGUAAACGGCGAGAUCGACCGGGCUUUCGGUAGCAUCGUCGGUCUGAACGCUCCGCACCGCGUAGAAAUCAGCGGGGCAGCAGAGCCGGGCGCCACCUACGUGAUCGCCUGCCUCUGCCUGAACGGGCCCCUCGCGGCGCCCCGGGGCGGUAUCUUCAUGCGCUUCGCAACGUUGGCCUUUGAAUCCACCGACGACUAA